UUCUCCUGCUUCUUGUUCUGCAUUUACUUCUGUCCCAUCUGCAACUUCGAUCACUGAGCACCACACGAGAACUCGAAUCCAGCUUCUUACAGCGGAAAGGCAGUGACAAGAUGGCGAGUAAAAUGGAAGAAACGACGACAAAAGAGAAGAUGGAAAAGCCUGAUGUGGAUAUCAACAGCAAUCCUUCUGUGUCUUCUCAUUCGGAUUUGCUGGAGGCUCUCAGCAAGAUGAAGGAGCUCCCGGACAUACUGCAAGAAGGUAUUCUUUUCAUGGGUGGAGGGGUCGCGAUCCUGCUACAAGCAGCCAUACCAGGCGUCAUCAAGGAGCCACAAGCGAGCGAGGAUUUGGCAGUCCAUCUCCUGGAAAAUAUUCAGACGACGACAAGCUACAUCUUCUGCUUGACAUUUGGCAGCAAGGCACAGAGAAAGUCCCUCUUAGACAUGCUUAAUCGCGGCGGACAUCUUCUGAAUGGCAGCGAUCCUAUAUUCCGUCUCUGGGUUACCGCUACCCUCUAUGCAACUGCUACGGAUAUAUACCAGAGGAUAUACGGAAGAGUCGACUACCGCACCGCGGAGCGAGUCUAUGAAGAAUAUACUCUGCUAGUCAGCGCACUCAACAUUCCUCCAGAGCUGUGGCCAAAGGAUCGUCAGAAGUUCUGGACGUACUGGGAUGAUACUAUUGUGAACAUACGUGAUUGCCCCUUCAGAGGACUAGAGAAGGAUCUAGUCCUCAACUUCAAAAGGUUACCCGGUUGGAUACGAUUUAUGAAACCAUUUCUGCGGGUUCUAACGAGCGAAAUGCUUCCACCAAAUGUCCGGAAAGGAUAUGGACUUAAAUCAUCGAAGGCUCGCAGAGCCUUGUACAGAGUAACUCUGGGCUUCGCUGUUGCCGUCUAUCCUACGUUCCCAAAGUCCAUUCGCUCUUAUCCCCAGAGGUUCUACUUGAAAAAGUUAGAGAUCACAUUAGGAGGCGCCGCCUCCGCUUGAGAGGGACAAUCAUCUCCACAGGUUUUUAGUACUAUGUAUUCCAUAGCAA
Molecule: messenger RNA, 1035 nt
Organism: Paecilomyces variotii
Lineage: Eukaryota; Fungi; Ascomycota; Eurotiomycetes; Eurotiales; Thermoascaceae
Exons: 1
Coding region: 111-986 (291 amino acids)
Molecular function (GO): oxidoreductase activity
Source: RefSeq, a predicted model, not a curated record